AUGCGCGCUCUCCGCCGCCACUCGGACGACAGCUCCAGUUCAACAUCGGGUCAGCCAAAUCUACUGCGAAGAAUACCUCAUCACACCAUGAACCAGUCUCACUCAUCAGCUUCAACAUUUAGGCGGACGAGUCUGACAACUUCGGUUGUUUCGUCUAUUCAUAGUAAGUAGGCAGGGUAAUAAUAAUAUCAUACUAUAAAGUAAUAUUAUACUGUAAAGUACAAUUAUACUACAAAGACUAUCUUAACAACCCACGAGCCAAACUAUAGUAAAAUAGGAAUGUAAAGGUUCAUAGUCCACUUUGCUGGUUUCAUUGUCUGUAAGCUGCAGAGCUACUCGAAAACCGACGUAAACCUUAUAAUCCUCUCAAUUACAUUAGUUUCGGUCAUAAAUUUUGAGUUUAUGGUCCGUUGCCCUCAGGGUUUGGCAAAAUUUGCUUUAUUCUUGAGAGGUUUAUGGGAGCGGCGAAAGGUGGUAUGUUUACGUUUUCUCGAAGGUUUGCAAGGUUGAGGUAGAUGUUAUAGAAAAAAGGCCAUUUUUCGUGUUUUAAAUGGUGCGCCACAUAGAGAAAACGACCGGUAAAGUUUUGUAACAAAACUUUUGGCGCACCGUGUAUGGACCAAAAGUAGCAGGACACUUUUUAUUUAUUUUUCAACAAAAAAGUGACCCGCUACUUUUGUUUCAGCCUAAUAUGUCACAUUUUUAAACUAACAUUGAUAUCAAAUUGUCCAAAAAAAAUGAGCCAUUCAAAAAUUUUUUUUGGAAAUUUUGGUUUAGCCGUAUUCAGACACACUGAUAUGCUUAUAACAUAUGUCAUCUUGUAAAAGUAAAAUUUUAAUCCCCUGCCCUGUUAAAAGCAAAAUUUUAAUCCCCUGCCCUGUGAUAAAAACAAAAUUUUAAGGCAACCACACCAACAGCAUAGACAAGCCCCAACGACAGCAAAACUUUGGCGGUAUGGCGCGGUUCGAGAACAUGGAAGAGGAGUUACUACGCACCAAAAAGGUACAUUAUUAGACCAACGUCUUGUCAGUUUGUAUUGUGGGAAAAUGGGAUUACAGCCCCCGAAGGGUCUUACAUUGUUUUCUUCCGCCAAAUUCGGUGUUGGUUUCGAAAAAUAGACGGUUUUGUAUAGUUAAAGCAACAUUUUUUUAUAUAUUUAGGCUUAACUGAUCAGGGAACAAAAGUUAUUUUUAGUUUUGCAUUGCUUUUUCUUUAUCUCACCCUUACAAAUGGCCUUGCCUUGCCCUACCCCUAUCAUAGCCCAAACCUAACCUUACUAUAGCCCUAUCUUAUCGCUAGUACAUUCCUAUUUUACCCCUAUUAAUCUCUACUAUCUCGUUCUAACCCACCUUACCCUACCCUUCCCCCGGCUCUUUACUAACCCUUGCCAAACCUCCCUCCUAUCGGUCCUAUUGGACCAAAUCGUCCACCAGAAGAUGACCCCACCAAUGUCUUGAUACUCCCCACCAUAACGUUAGCACAGCAUUCUUCAGUCUUUAUUUAAACCUUACUCUACUGUUCUCAACUAUUUCUCAUGUGAUUCUUUGGUGCCCGCUUUUGUACAGCCUAAUAUAUAAACGUAUGCUAGUCUGAAGCUUUUGUUCUGUACGCUCAGCUAACAAUAAACGAUUUUUAAAAUAUUUUUUUAGUGUUUCUGUCCAAAACCCAAAAUUUUUUCAAAAUUUUUAAUUAAAUUUCAAUUCCAGAGCCACGCUUUUGCAAUGAGAGAAAUAGGAAUUAUGAGGACACGGCUUAAAGUGUUGGAGAAGGAGUGCAAGAAAAAAGAUCAACAAAUCGACGAGUUGGUCAAGGACGACGUAAGUCAAGCUUUUUUUCAAAAAAUUUUUAAUUUAAAAAAAAAUUUUUCAAAAAAAAAAUUUUUAAUUUGAAAAAAAAAAUUUUUAAUUUCAAAAAAUUUUAAAAUUAAAAACUUUCAUUUCCAGCCCGGCUCAAAAUCCGAGCAAAAGCUCCGCCAGCUCUCACUAAAACGCAAAGUUAUUCAGUACGAACGUGCUUUACGUGAGAAAUCAGAAGAAGUUGCCAAACUACUAUCAGAUCGGAACGUUGCAAAAGCGGCCGAAACCCGUCAACGGAUGGAGAAGUUGGAGACGGAAUGUUCUCGAUUGAAACGACAUUUAAACGAAAGUGUGCCUGAAGCUGAUUUUUUAAAAGAGAAAGAUCAGUAUAUGGACAUUAUAGCCAAUUUAACUGAGGAGAAUAUGCAAAUGCGACAAAUUAUUGGAAAAUAUCAAAGUGAAAAGUCGGGUAGGUAAACAGGGUCGGGUACUAUAAUUUUGAGCUUUUAGAAAUGUGAUAAGCAUGAUAAGGAUAUGCUACUGUACAGUGCACUAAAGAUCUAUUUAGUUGACACGCCUAAGGGGGUAAAGGUUGUAGACAUACGGUGCCGACAUAAAGAACCCGCCAUACUCUUCCUGUAAUUUCCAGCAAAAAAUGGAGGGUUCUUUAUGUCGGCACCUAAUAUUUUAUACAAUUGUUGUUUCAGAGGAGAUUUUACGAGACGCAGAUCAUGAUUUAACAGAUGAAACACUUAUCAAAAAUUUGAAAAAUUAUGCUUUGUCUCAAAAGUAAGUUCAUAUCUACAAUUUAUUAUUCCUUUUAUCAAAACUUAAUCGAUACUUUUGAUUCAACCUAAUAAAAAAUUUAAAAAUUUCAGAGCCGGUGCCCAACAGUGCCGAAAAGCCCUAGACCGCCUGCUAAAACAACGAAAUGCGAUUCAACACAAACCAGUCGCGGCACGAAGCGUAUCAGCAGCACCAUUACGCCGAAAGAUAAUGCAAAAACGGCCGUUGGCUAAAACACAGUCAGAAGCGACGAAAGAUCGAUCAAAGUCGACCGACUUUGCACUUGGCCGAGUGUCACAACAACAAAUGAGUGCUCCUGAAUAUGGCAACGACGAGGAGGGGAAGGAAUUCAUGUUACCCACCAACUUCAAGGGAUACGCUAUGUAUCGGUAAGUCAUCUUUUGAUAGUUACCAAACGAGUAAGUUAAAACGGAUAUUUAGUGUAAAUGGGUAAUGAACUUACCCAGUUGGUUCAAUUUCAAGCCUUCGUGCCAGGACCAAAUAGAAAUUCUCGCGAAGAAAUUUUUUCGGAAAUUUUUGAUCAAGGAUAAUAUUCUCGGCGAUUACUGUUUAUUCCUUCUUGAAUUUGAAACGUAAACGUUGCCUAUACCUUCUAAAAUACGGUCAUUUUGCUCCAGUUUAUAAAUUUUGGUAAAAUUCUGUGUUUUAUAUUGUUUUAGAAAAGUUUUUGCUAAAAUUCUGAGAAUUCUUGGCUUCAAGCUAAAACAAUAUCGGAAGUGGAUUGGUAAGUGGUUUCUUUAAAGCAUUUUGGUUGUUUUAGAGUUGACAUGGAUUAUUCUAACAAAACGUGGACGUUUCAUUGGCUUUUUGAAGGGUUUUUGCCAAGUUUAGGACCUUAAUGUUGUUUUAGUUGGAUCUUUGGGUAAAAGUCGAAACCUUGGGUUUGUUUUGGAGCUAAAACCAGAAAAAAUUGUCGCGAAAGUUAAUAACCAAAGCUUUCACAAGUAUUACGAAGAAUUUUAGUCUAAAAAUCAAGCGAAAACUGAAAAGUUCAGCGUGCUUCAACCUAAAGUAAUAUCGAUGUGCUAAAACUUUUGAAUAACGGUCAACAAGCCAAUGAAACGUUAAAGUUAGUUAGAAUAACUAUUCUCUGACCUAAAAACAAAAAUAUUAUAAAGAAACCACUUACGAAUGCACUUUCAACAUUGUUUUAGCUUGAAUCAAGCAAAAGCUAUCAAAAUAUUGUUGAAAAUUCAAUUAAAACAAUAUAAAAGUGGAGAUUUUGUUAAGACCUGGGAAAUUGAGAAAGGUAACAGCCUUUUAUAAUGUAUACACAACAUUUAUAUUAGGAAUUCAAAGAGGAAUAAGGCAAAAUCGUCGAGAACAUUAUCCAUGAUCGAAAAUUUUCGUUUUUUGCGAUAACUUUGAUUUUGUUCUGCCGCGAUGGUUUGGAGGUUUGGAAUUGAAGCAGCUGCUUUGUUGGUGUGCUGAAGGUCUAGACUAGUUCCUAGAAGUACGACUUUUAUUAUUUUUUGUAAUUUUUCAGUUUUAGAAACGCCAUAGACUCUGAAGACAGUUCGAUCGAUGAAGAAGAGCCGGAUCAAGAUCAGAACGCCCAAAACGGAACGAUAAAGUGAGUGUUCCAGCUUUAAUUUCAAUAAAAUUUAGUUAAGUUAUAUGGAAUCGGAACCGAGUAGCGGCUCCGACCUUCCCCAAGAGUUGUACGACGCCAAAGGGCGGAUCUAUUUGCUGGAGAUGGAUGAGGUGCACGGUGAUGGUGUAACCACCGACUACAUGCACGACUUGCCUGAUUCGGACGGUCAAUUGACGACGGAGGAUAGUGUGGAUGAUGGUGAUGAUGUGACGUUGGUGGGAUUUAAGAAAGAUGACAAUGAUGUUGUUAGUGGGAGGAAUGAUGAGAGGUUGGAGGAAGUGAGGAACCGGUUAGAGAUCAUAGAGAUUGAAUCAGAUGGACCCACACAAACUGGAGUGAUGGAGAGCUGGUUUCAGAAUGCGGAUGUUACGGUAGGUGGGGACAUGGGCUAGGUCUGUAGGGCCUGAUAAGUCUAGAGUACUGUAAGAUAGAAUAUGGUAGGGUAGGGUAGAGUAAGGUAGGGUAGGAUAGGGUAAGGUCCUAUAGGGUAGAGUAAGCUAAGGUAGGUUCAGAUAGAGUAGGGUAGUAUACUGUAAAGUAUUAUAAUGUAAGGGGCUUUAAGUGCAGUGUACUGUAGGUUACGGUAUGGUAGGGCAAGAUACUAAAGUAUAUGUACAAUGGCGUAGAACAGAAAAGGCUAGGGUAAUAUUCUGUUCUUUUAGGCAAAACUUAUAAUUUUAGGAGCACAAGAAAGAAUCAGCGGUGACAGCCUUUGUCCGCGCUGUCAAGUGUCAUGUGUUGCGACAGAAAAUGGCCAAUGUUCGAAAAUGA
Molecule: messenger RNA, 4968 nt
Organism: Bursaphelenchus okinawaensis
Lineage: Eukaryota; Metazoa; Nematoda; Chromadorea; Rhabditida; Aphelenchoididae
Source: the annotation of a GenBank genome assembly